Didymella exigua CBS 183.55 is the source of this 1851-nucleotide messenger RNA. RefSeq lists its product as uncharacterized. The transcript has a single exon. Gene Ontology annotation, biological process: copper ion import; iron ion transport; intracellular iron ion homeostasis. The coding region runs from base 1 to 1851 and encodes 616 amino acids. Lineage: Eukaryota; Fungi; Ascomycota; Dothideomycetes; Pleosporales; Didymellaceae. Gene Ontology annotation, cellular component: plasma membrane. The record is from RefSeq and is a predicted model, not a curated record. Gene Ontology annotation, molecular function: ferric-chelate reductase activity.
AUGUCUGACCUCGCCGUCUCCCCGGUGGAGCAGCCCGCCCUCAACACCUCUCUCACACGGCGUCACUUCCUCGAUGGCUGGGACGCCGCCGACUUUGAUGGCCUCAAGUACUCGUACGGCUUGACCGGCGUCGACCAAACAAUGAACUUCCUCUGGGUCGACGUCUUCCUGUACAUGCUCGUCUCCAUGGCCAUCGUGCUCCUAGGCCUGCGCGUGGCCAACAUGUGGUGGCGCCACAACCGUCACUUGACCGUCAUGGGCAAUCCGGCGCGCCAGGCGUAUUGGGCUACCAACCAGACCUCCUGGUGGCCCUGGCUCAACCGCCAUCUCUUGCAGGCACCGCUCUGGAAGAAGAAGCACAACGCGCAGUUCCAGAUCAGCAGCGCCAUCGACAACGGAACACUGCCUGGACGAUGGCACACAAUCAUGCUCGUCACCUACGUCGGUCUGAACAUUGCCUGGUGUGUCGCGCUGCCGUACAGCGUGUUGGACCACAAGGAAACCAUCGCCGCGCUCCGUGGCCGCAGUGGAACACUGGCCGCUCUGAACCUGAUCCCCACCAUCCUCUUCGCGCUCCGCAACAACCCCCUCAUCACUCUCCUCCAGGUUUCGUACGACGACUUCAACCUCUUCCACCGCUGGGCUGCACGCAUCACUAUCUUGGAGGCCAUUGUUCACACCAUCUCCUGGAUGUACAACACUGCCCAGGGUGGAGGCUGGCAGGCAGUCUCCAACGGUCUUGCUCACGAGGGCUCCUACGGCUGGGGCCUGGUCGGCACCAUCGCCUUUACCUUUCUCGGUAUCCAGGCCUGGUCGCCCUUCCGCCACGCUUUCUACGAGACCUUCCUCUCCAUCCACCGCCUCACGGUCAUCGCCGCUCUCAUCGGUCUCUACAAGCAUCUCGAGCUUCACCACCUGCCUCAGGUCCCCUGGAUGCACCUCGUGUUCUUCUUCUGGGGCGCUGAGUGGGUCUGCCGUCUCGCUACAACGACCUACUACGGUCUGUCUCUGAAGCAGAGGUCUCGCGUGCGCGUCGAGGCCAUGCCCGGUGAGGCUGUCCGCGUCACCAUCGACAUGGUCCGCGAAUGGACGCCGCGGCCCGGCUGCCACGUGCACAUUUGGAUGCCCUCAAUGGCCGGAUUCCACAGCCACCCCUUCUCCGUCGCGUGGGCGCCAACCCUGACGUCCGAGUCCAAGGAGAUGACACUACCCAUCCUCGAAGGCGAUGCCCUGAUGGCCCCCGGCGCACGCCAAAAGUCAAAACAGAUCUCCCUCAUCUGCCGUGCGCGAACCGGGCUGACGCGCAAGAUGUACGAGCGCGCAUGCAAAGCCCCCAACGAGACAUUCUCGACGUGGGGAUUCAUCGAGGGCCCCUACGGCGGCCACCACAGCCUCGAUUCCUACGGCACCCUCGUCCUGUUCGCGGGCGGCGUCGGCAUCACACACCAAGUCAUGUACAUGAAGCACCUGAUCAACGGCUUCCACCGCGGCACCACCGCAACCCAGAAAAUCGUGCUCAUCUGGACCGUCCCGGAUAGCGAGUGCCUCGAGUGGGUGCGUCCGUGGAUGGACGAGAUCCUGCGCAUGCCCGGACGCAAGCAGUGUCUGCGCAUCAAGCUGUUCAUCUCGCGGCCCAAGGGCCGCGUGGAGAGCAGCAGCGACACAGUCAAGAUGUUCGCCGGGCGGCCGAAGAUGGACACGCUGAUCGAAGAGGAGGUUCGCGGGCGCGUCGGCGCCAUGGCGGUGACUGUGUGCGCCUCCGGCGGCAUGGCGGACGGCGUGCGCGCCGCGGUACGGCCGUGGAUGACAGAGGGCUGUGUCGACUUCAUCGAGGAGGCCUUCACGUACUAG